Molecule: messenger RNA, 1314 nt
Organism: Oppia nitens
Lineage: Eukaryota; Metazoa; Arthropoda; Arachnida; Sarcoptiformes; Oppiidae
Product: LIM/homeobox protein Lhx4-like
Exons: 5
Coding region: 459-1283 (274 amino acids)
Biological process (GO): positive regulation of transcription by RNA polymerase II
Cellular component (GO): nucleus
Molecular function (GO): transcription coactivator activity; DNA-binding transcription factor binding
Source: RefSeq, a predicted model, not a curated record
UGCACUUAUAGACAUCGGAUGCACAGGGAGUCAGUCAGUUGUUUGUCAGCACUGGUAGCGAUCGGGCGGUUGUUUAGAGAAGUGAUAUCACAAAAUUGUGUUACACUUAGCGUUUCGGUGCCAAUAGAGACAGUUUGUGCCAACACAACAAAGUAUUGCAUAUAUGCCUCCCAAAUGUAUUGCAUAUUCAAUACUAACUUUUAAAAUAAAAAUCUCUUAUUUGUUAUACGAAACGACAAUAAAAGCUUCAAAUAUAUGAUUAUAGUUAUGAAUAGUAUGUGAAGUAAAUCCCAUGAAUUUCAAGUCGAUUGCAACCAACAAAUAAUAUAUGAUUUUAUAAAACAAUUGUGAACUUUAUGUGCAAUAGUUGUGUGCAUUACUACUGAAGUCUUUUUCAAGUGAUUUGUCAAUUGAUGUGAAAAAAGCUAAUUCACUGAUCGUUUCAUAAGAUAUUUAUUAUGAGAUCAAAAAGUAAAAUGUCAGCAAUCAAUAAAUCGCUGAAUAACUCAAAACAGAUUAUCACAAGUAAUACCAUUAAUGCCGGUCCUGGCAGUGGUGUCGGUGGCGUCAACUCAAUCAAUAGCAUUAACAGCAUCGGCACAAAUAACACCAUUAAUAGCACCGGCAGCCAAAAUAGUCAAACACCCAAUGGUAAUGACAUAAUGAGUUCAUCACAUAUGUCUACACUUCAAACUCUAACGACAGCCAAAUCUGGUUCAACACAAACAACACCAUCGAUGGCCAACACAGCACCGGAAUGUUUCGGUUGUCAUAAAGUCAUACGGGAAAGGUAUCUAUUGAAAGCAUUGGACCAUCUCUGGCAUGAAGACUGUCUCAAAUGUGUUUGUUGUGACUGUCGUUUGGGUGAAGUCGGGUCCACACUCUUCACAAAAGCCGAUCUCAUUCUUUGUAAACGUGAUUAUCUCAGGAUGUUUGGUGCGACAGGUCUUUGCUCGGCCUGUAAUAAACAGAUACCGGCGUUUGAAAUGGUUAUGAGAGCCAGAGGAAACGUAUAUCAUUUAGAGUGCUUCAAAUGUGAGGCCUGUUCUCAUCGGUUUUGUGUUGGCGACCGGUUCUACUUAUAUGACAAUAAGAUAUUGUGUGAAUACGAUUACGAGGAACGGAUGGUCUUCGCUAAUCUGAAUCAAAUGACAAGUUUGGAUCACAUUAAGAGACAGACACAAGAACUGGUCGAAGUGUGUGACGGUUCCAGUGGUUAUGCCAGCGGAGACUCACCAUUUGAAACCAAUCGAUCACCUAGGACAAAAAGGCCACACAUUUAAGAUAUCAACGUAUAUACUAAAUGCAAGUCAA